Molecule: messenger RNA, 664 nt
Organism: Myodes glareolus (Bank vole)
Lineage: Eukaryota; Metazoa; Chordata; Mammalia; Rodentia; Cricetidae
Product: modulator of apoptosis 1
Biological process (GO): regulation of apoptotic process
Cellular component (GO): EKC/KEOPS complex
Source: RefSeq, a predicted model, not a curated record
GGCUUCCGCUUCCGGGUGGCGAGUCUCUGUGGCGCGCUGUUGAAGCUAAGUGGUCGCCAUGGAGCUGACGGGCGAGUACGUCGGGUGUGACGGGGAGACCCGGCGACUGCGAGUGUCCUGUGAGGCUUCGGGGGACGCGAACCCUCUCCAGAGCCUGUCGGCGGGUGUGGCCCGGAUGAAGGAGCUGGUAGCCGAGUUCUUCGGGCCCCUCGUGGAGCGGGACGCUCAGGGCGCGACAGCAGAUCCGGAGGACGCUGUGGAUGGUGAUGAUGAAGAUGAUGCAGAAGAUGAAAAUAACAGUGGUAGCAGAACUAACUCAGAUGGACCAUCUGCAAAACGACCUAAACCAGCAUCUUAGCAAUAGCUUAAGACUGCUAAUAAAUUGAGUGAGAUGUUGUACACUUGUAAUCCCAGCUUCUUGAGAGACUGAGGCGGAGGAUCCAAAGUUGGAGCCUUGCUUGCACUACAUUUCAAGACCUUGCUUCAAAUAAAAUAGAUCAAGACAUCAGAGCACUACUAUUUCCUGAUCAUCAUGUGCUAGUACUUGCAGAAGACCUGUGGUCUAGUUGGGGAACUCAUUUAUUUUCUUUCUUUGGGUAAAGUUUGUAACAAAGAGAACUUCCUGUUUCUAACAAAGAAAAGUACAAUAAAUAUUUGAAAUGAA